AAACAAGACAUCUGUCUACUUUGCGUGUCUGUCAGCUUUGGGGAAGAUAUGGUAAUACGAGAUUGACCUUUUUCGUUAGCGCAAUCUAUGGCGAGAAUUAUAAGGUGAGGAAAACAAGAAUCAAGCUUACCUUAAACCGAAGCGAAGUGUCAAGGAAAUGCGCUGUAUGUCUUCGCUCCAUUUCUGCAACAAAUUGUUAAUAUCCUGAUUUUGAUAAUGGAUAGAUAAAUUUUGGGUAAAUGCCUUCAGUUUUCAGAGUGUUAAUAUUUUCAAAGAGUCCAUUUGCAGCGGCCCAGAAGAAGAAGAAGGUUUUUUCUGCACUGACAGCAAAAACUUCGGAUUAGCUUAACUUCUGGCAUAACAAUUAACUUCUUCAAACUGUAAUGCACUGUUAGCAGUUCUAGAAGAAUCAAAACUCCAUGUAGUCGUAAUUUAUCGUGUGGGUCGUAAUUCCAUAAAUUCUGUCCGUAUUAAACUUGUUUAUAUAUCAGGCAAAAAUUGUAUUUGUGUGAAAUAUAGCAAAAUUUUAAUGAAGCACUCCUGCAAACCAAGGUAUGAAUACACCAUAUUUUUCUCAUGAAUAAUAUGUACUAAUAUUUUUAUAAAGAUAUUGAUGCGUAAUUAUGCAUGACAGGUAAAAUAAAAGUGAACCAUCUAAUAACUAAUUGUUUGAAAUUUCUGAUAAGGAACACACUUUACAUCGAUGCACAGUGUGAAGUUCGCCGUGAAGUAUAUACCAACAUUUAUGAUAUCAAGGAUGUCGGCUAUAGUGUGGAACUUUCACGUCCUACGAGAUCUGUAAUAAAUGAUUUGGAAAAUGCAAUAUUUAAAAAAAAAAAAAAAAAAAAAACAUAUACAUACUCAGAAAUAAGAGAAAACUCAUGUCUCUAUAAAAUGUAACAAAUCAUUUAGGAAAAUGAGAAAUUUAAAAGAACAUAUGCUUAUUCAUGCAAGAUAGAAAUUUCAUAUGUGUGAAGUAUGUAUGAAAACAUUUAAUCAAAAGAGUACUUUUAGAGUAGAAUAUGCAUGUUUGCACAGGAAAGAAACUUCAUAUGUGCGAAAUAUGUAAAAUGUCAUUUAAUCAGGAAAGCAAUUUAAACAAGUAUAUGCUUAAUCACCCAGGAAAGAAACCUCGUGUACAAAAUAUGUAAAAUGUCAUUUAUUCACAAAGGCAAUUUAAACAAGCAUAUGCUUAUUCAUACAGCAGAGAAACUUCAUGUGUGUGAAGUAUGUAAGAUGUCAUUUAGGAGCAAGGGUGAUUUAAACAUGCACAUCCAUACUCACACAGGAGAGAAACCUCAUGUGUGUGAGGUAUGUAAGAUGUCAUUUAGAUUAAAAGCUACUUUAAACUGGCACAUACUUAUUCACACAAAAGAGAAAUCUCAUGUGUGUGAAGUAUGUAAGAAGUCAUUUACACAAAAGUCUAAUUUAAACACGCAUAUGCGUAGUCACACAGGAGAGAAACCUUAUGGGUGUGAAAUAUGUAAGAAGUCAUUUUGCAAUAAAGCUAGUUUAAAUGUGCACAUGCUUAUGCACACAGGAGAGAAACCUCAUGUGUGUGAAGUAUGCAAGAAAGCAUUUACUCAAAAGUGUAGUUUAAACACGCAUAUGCGUAUUCACACAGGAGAAAAAUCUCAUGUAUGUGAAGUAUGUCAAAAGGCAUUUACUCAAAAGAGUACUUUAAACAUGCAUGUACUUAUUCACACAGAAGUGAAACAUCAUGAGUGUGAAGUAUGUAAGAAAUCGUUUAGACGCAAAUUUAAUUUAGAUUUGCAUAUGAUUACCCACACAGGAGAGAAACCUAAUGUGUGUGAAAUAUGUAAGAAAUCAUUUAAGAACAAAGAUAGUUUAAUGGAGCAUAUAUUUACCCACACAGGAGAAAGACCUUAUAGGUGUGAAGUAUGUGAAAUGUCAUUUUGCCUGAAGCGUCAUUUAAACGUGCAUAUGUUUAUUCACGGAAGAGGUAAACCUCACGUUUGUGAAAUAUGUAAGAAGUCAUUUAGGGACAACGGUAAUUUAAAUGUACAUAUGCUAACUCACACAGGAGAAAAACCUCAUACGUGUGGAGUAUGUAAGAAGUCAUUUAGUCUAAAGCAUAAUUUAAAAGUGCAUAUGCGUAUUCACACAGGGCAGAAGUCACAUGUGUGUGAAAUAUGUAAGAAGUCAUUUAGGCAAAAGGCUAGUUUAAACAACCAUAUGCUUACUCACACGGGAGAAAAACCUCAUAUGUGUGAAGUAUGUGAAAAGUCAUUUAGUCUAAAGCAUAAUUUAAACAUGCAUGUGCGUAUUCACAGAGGACAAAAAUCGUAUGUGUGUGAAGUAUGUAAGAAGUCAUUUAUACGAAAGUUUAGUUUAAAUAAACAUAUGCUUAUUCAUACAGAAGAAAAAACUUCAUAUGUGUGAAGUAUGUAAAAAGUCAUUUAGUCCAAAGCAGAAUUUAAACUUCCAUGUGUAUAUUCACACAGGAGAGAAACCUCGUGUGUGAAGUGCAUAAAUGGUCAUGUAGUCAAAAAGGUAAUAUAAACAUAUGCAUAUUUAUACAGGAGAGGAACCUUGUAUGCGAUUAUAUGAAAGUGAUAGUAAAUGGUGGUUCAGUUAUCAGAAUCCUUUAUUGCCGUGCAGAUUGGAAAUGAGUUAUGUAACCAGUCAUUUUGACAAAGGAAGAAACAUGUUUAUAUAUGCUGAGAGAAGCUUUAUGUCUAGAGGAACAUUUAGGUUUGUAGCAGCUCAUAAAUUUCAGUGCAAUAUUAUCUAUCCAUGCAGCCAAGAAUCUUCACUAUAUGAGGUCAAGUGUGUUUUAAUUGUAGUGGAUGGCAGAAUUUAAGAGUUGUAAAAUUUUUAGAAUUUAGAUAUGACUCAGUGGAAGAUUUGGAGGUUACUGGUCAUGAUUCAUUAGUGCAUUGUGUGGCAUAGAAUCUACAAGUGACCUUGUGUGAGGUUUGAAAUAAUGCAACACUUCUGUCUACAGCUUGCAAGUUGUUGUUAUUAUCACCAUGAUCACUGUCUUUGUCGUCCCUCUGUUUUCUGAAUGGAAGGACCUUCAGAAUCAUCAAGAGCAUUAGCAUCUGAAGGCAAUGCUUAACCUACCCUAAAGUUCUUUUAAAGACUUCUUUGGAUACGUAAAUUUCUGAGCCUGGGAAAAUCACAUGAACUUGAUGGCUUCAUUGGCGCUUUUGAAUGUUAAUUUUACCAGGCUUAUGUAAACAUAGAAAGUGGAAAACUUUAUAUGUGAGAAGAAAGUUUUGAGCAGUCAGAAACUUGCAAGUUAUCAGGAGAUAUUUUGUUGAAUUUGCUUUUUCAGCAGUAAGGCACAAUAUUCAUCAUAAGAUCAUAAAUGUUUCGAAAGUUUACCAAUUUUCUAUUUUUUACGAAGAAAAACGAAAAGAUUCUCAAACUAAAAAUAGUAUUCCUUAUCCUUGUUAUUUGUAAUUUGUUCCAAAGGUAAACAGAGAUAAUAUGUAAAUAUAGCCGUUCUGUAGCAGUGCUGGUUGUAUGUUAAGAUAUAAAUUCACUAGGCCAUAAUUAAUGCUAUACAAUAUUCAUUAUAUAAGUAUUUGGAGAAUGUGACCUUAUACAGCAUAUUUAAUAAAAAUAAGAUGUGAUUUAUAAACUUAGAUGUCCAAUAUAGUAAUUUGAUUUUGAAAUAAAAUAUUUAUACAAAUCUAAAGAAAAUACUUCUGCAUUUAAUUCAGUAAAGAUAUUCAUAAGUAUUUCUAAAAUAUUCAUAUUCAUCUUUUAUUUGUUUUCUUAGUCUAUGUACUUUAAAUUCAUAUGCUUAAUUUCCACUCAAGUUCCUCUGUGAACUAACUAAAUAUCUUUAAAGUGCAUUUUCACACUUUGCAGUGAAACUUGAGAAAUUUUAAUUAUAAUUACCCAGUGUUUCACUGUGUUUUAAUCCAUUGUGGUAACUAACAUUUUUAAAUUAAAAAUAAGUUUAUAUCUGCAAAAUUUCUUGACCUUAACUGUUUACUUGACAUCAACCUGUUUAACAUUUUUGUCACCUAAUUAAUUUGAAAGAACUUUGCAACCAAGCACAAAAAGAGAAAACUUUUUUUGACCAAUUUUUUUCAGUAAUGUUUAAGUUUUCCCCAAGCUCUCUGUAUUUAACUACUAUAUUUAAAAUUGUUUUAAUUAAUCUUUUAACAGUUAAAUUUGUAAAUUUUUUCUGUUUCAUUAAUGGAAUGUUAGAUGUAAUUGUGUAUGAAAAUGCUUGAUCUGAUACCUGUUUCAGAACCGAGUAGUUCUGCAGUGAUGUGACUGCAAAAAAAGAGGAUGAAAGAAUAUCAGUGUAAUAAUUUUCACUUGAACAUUUUUGUUUACUUUUGUUAAAUGUUGACUUUUUUUAAAGGAAGAACAUGAUUUGCCAGUAUAAAAUGCCAAAACAAACAUUAGCAGAACUCUUUGUUGUUACCUAAAUUUCUACUAAAUUGAAUUCAUGUGGAAUAAAUUGCUGCAGAAUGUGCAAGGUUUUUUGCAAGUAAAAUCAGCUGUAUUAUGACUCUGAUAUGAUCUGGAAAAAUGUAAUUUGUAUCUUUUUAAUUGGAAAUUUUUUCUAUAAACUUUGCAUUCAAUUAAACAUUCAAAUUGUUCAUGAA
This is a messenger RNA of Stegodyphus dumicola, 4595 nucleotides long. RefSeq lists its product as uncharacterized. Gene Ontology annotation, molecular function: DNA-binding transcription factor activity, RNA polymerase II-specific; RNA polymerase II cis-regulatory region sequence-specific DNA binding. The record is from RefSeq and is a predicted model, not a curated record. NCBI's taxonomy places the organism in Eukaryota, Metazoa, Arthropoda, Arachnida, Araneae, Eresidae. Gene Ontology annotation, biological process: regulation of transcription by RNA polymerase II.